AACAGUUCUAUGCAUAUCACAGAACCCACAGAUUGUGCAAAGAACUCCUCAAAAUGUUGCUGUUAUAUCUCCCGAUAGUGCUGACAUUUUUCAUAUACAUAUUGUAUUUGUACUUCACAAGGACUUUUAAGUACUGGAAAAGCAGAAAAGUUCGCGGGCCAGAACCAACCGUGUUCUUUGGUAACAUCAAGGAAUCAGCUCUUCGCCAAAAAAAUAUUGGCGUGAUAAUGCAAGAAAUCUACAAUAACUAUCCCAACGAAAAAGUUGUCGGUGUUUACAGAAUGACUUCUCCUUGUCUUCUUAUACGAGACUUGGAUAUCGUUAAACAUAUCAUGAUCAAGGAUUUCGAAGUGUUCGGUGAUCGCGGCGUUGAAUUCAGCAAGAAAGGACUGGGACAAAACUUGUUCCAUGCUGAUGGAGAUACAUGGACAGCUUUGAGGAAUCGGUUUAGUCCAAUUUUUACAACGGGUAAAUUAAAAAAUAUGUUUUAUUUAAUGAACGAAGGCGCUAAUAAUUUUGUGGAGCAUAUCAGCACGGAAUGCCAAAAGAAGCAAGAGUUUGAAAUACAUUCUCUUCUCCAAACGUACACAGUGUCUACUAUAUCUGCUUGUGCUUUCGGAGUUGGCUACGACAGUCUAGAUGACAAGUUGGAGACGCUUAAACUCGUGGAUCAGAUAAUUUCAGCACCAACAUACGCUAAUGAAUUAGACAUGAUGUACCCAGGACUUCUCACAUCCCUCAAUCUUUCUAUUAUUCCGGUACCUAUACAGAAAUUUUUCAAAAAUCUUGUCGAUAACAUCAUAUCUCAAAGGAAUGGUAAGCCAUCGGGAAGAAAUGAUUUUAUGGACCUAAUACUAGAACUUCGUGAAAUGAGAGAAGUCAAUUAUACAAAAUAUGGAAAUUUUGUGAAGCCUCUAGAAAUUACUCCUGAGGUGAUGGCAGCGCAAGCUUUUGUAUUUUAUGUGGCUGGGUAUGAGACAAGUGCAACCACUAUGGCCUACCUGAUGUACCAACUAGCGCUGAAUCAAGAUAUCCAAAACAGGUUGAUAGCUGAAAUUGACGAAGUAAUUCAAAGGAAUACUGGAGAAGUGACAUACGACAUGAUUAAGGAAAUGAAAUAUUUGAACAAAGUAUUUGAUGAGACUCUACGAAUGUACUCAAUUGUAGAACCACUGCAAAGAAAAGCCACAAGAGACUACCAAGUGCCUGGGACUGACCUGGUAAUAGAAAAGGGUACAAUAGUUUUGAUAUCCCCGAGAGGAAUUCACUAUGAUGAGAAAUAUUACGACAAUCCCGACGUAUUCAACCCUGACAGAUUUGACCCGGAAGAGGUAGGCAAGCGCCAUCCGUGUGCUUACUUACCUUUUGGACUCGGACAAAGAAACUGCGUUGGCAUGCGAUUUGGCAGACUUCAGUCUCAGUUAUGCAUUGUAAAGGUCUUGUCCAAGUUCCGCGUGGAACCGUCGAAGAAUACAGACAGGAAUUUAAAGGUUACUCCACACCGAGCUAUCAUUGGACCAAAAGGAGGGAUCCAUCUUAAUAUUAUUCCUAGAAAAAUCAAAGCUUAGGGUAAAGAUUGUAGUCUAAAAAAUCUACUGAAAUAUACGUAGAUGUAUGUACAGUACAAUUAAUUAUGUUAGACUUAUAACUUAAAACAAGUUCGUUAAACUGUAUAGUUUAUUUAAAUGGUUCAUUUUAACCUCGUAAUAUCCUUGAGAUUCUUUUUAAAUGAUACUAAAAGUAAGUUUACCAAUUUUAAGGUGGAUGCCUAGAUAGACCUCGCCAUACAUUUUUCAGGUGUGGAAAUCUCCGUAAAUAAACAGUUUCUGUAGAAUGAGAGCAAUUCUAAUGAGACUUUAUAAUGUUAUGUUCGCGUAUGGCCCAAAUUCUAUUUUAUUAUAUUUGCACAAAAGACUGUUCAUGUUCGAAAUGAAUUUUAUUUGUAAAUAAAUAUUUUUAGCAUAGUAUUAGGAAAAAUCAUGUUGUAACAUAUUGAUAGCCGAUGCUCCGACUGAAAAUAAAUAAAUGAGUUUACA
Molecule: messenger RNA, 2036 nt
Organism: Spodoptera litura
Lineage: Eukaryota; Metazoa; Arthropoda; Insecta; Lepidoptera; Noctuidae
Product: cytochrome P450 6B7-like
Molecular function (GO): iron ion binding; oxidoreductase activity, acting on paired donors, with incorporation or reduction of molecular oxygen; heme binding
Source: RefSeq, a predicted model, not a curated record